GUAAUUCAUAAAAAAGACACCCACAAAAUGCCAAUCUCUCUUCACGGCGCGCAUGAUUUGCACUAGUGUUCCACUAUGCAUCGCCCGUGAGUCCGUGACUCUUAAUGCUCUGUGACUGUAUUUUCCAUCUCUCUCCAUUUCUUUAAUUUCCAUAAACAUUUCCAUAUAUAUAUAUACUCAUUAAUUCAUUAAUGGCUUAUUCGAAACCACUCCAUCAUCAUUCUCUUUCCUCCUCCGCUGCUUCGGUCUCUUAAUCAUCCCCAUGUCCUCCACUCUCAUCCUUCUCUUCUCUCUCUUCCUGUUAGCCUCUCCCUCUUCCUCCUCCUCCUCCCGCCACCACCACAACUCUCCCCAAUCACCCUCCAACACUCAGAUCCGUCUCGCCUGUAACGCAACUCGUUACCCAGACCUAUGCCUCUCUUCACUAUCCAAACCAGGUCUUCUCCCUCCGAACCCCAACUCAUCUCACAUCCUCCACUCAGCGAUCUCCGUCUCUCUCCAAAACCUCGAAACAGCUCAGUCCAAAGUGAACUCUAUCCUGCACGCGUCCGUAGGCAAUCUCAACCGCACCAACGCCGCGAACACGUGCCUCCAGCACCUCUCUUACUCCAAACUCCGCACCUUAGCGACGGAUCACGCUCUGACACGUGGCCGAAUCAAAGACGCUCGCGCUUGGAUGAGCGCUGCUCUCGUGUAUCAAUACGACACAUGGUCAGCGCUCAAGUACGUCAACGGGACAACACAAGUCGGGGAAACGAUGUCGUUUCUCGACGGACUCAUCCACGUCACCAGUAACGCUCUUAGCAUGAUGGUCGCGUUAGAUAACUUCGGAGACGACGUCGCGUCGUGGACUCCCCCUGCAACGGAACGAGACGGGUUCUGGGAGAAGACUGGGCCGGGUCUGGGCUCGGAUACGGGUACUUUGGGUUUCCCUUCCGGUUUAAAAGAAGAUGUGACGGUGUGUAAAGACGGAAAAUGCAGUUACGAGACGGUGCAGGACGCCGUCAACGCGGCGCCUGAUAACAACGACGGAGCGCGUAAGUUUGUUAUAAGAAUUAGCGAAGGAGUGUAUGAGGAGAUCGUUAGGGUUCCGUUUGAGAAGAAGAACGUUGUCUUCAUUGGAGACGGCAUGGGUAAAACGGUCAUUACGGGAUCCUUAAACGCCGUGAUGCCUGGGAUGACCACGUACAACACUCCAACUGUAGGAGUGUUAGGAGAUGGAUUCAUGGCUCGUGAUAUAACGUUCCAAAACACGGCGGGACCAGACUCUCACCAAGCGGUUGCGUUUAGAUCCGACAGCGACUUUUCUCUGCUAGAGAACUGUGAGUUCCUUGGGAACCAAGACACACUCUAUGCACAUGGUCUUCGUCAGUUCUACAAAAAAUGCCGUAUCCAAGGGAACAUUGACUUUAUCUUUGGAAACUCAGCAUCUGUCUUCCAAGACUGUGAGAUCCUUGUCGCACCGCGUCAAGUUAACCCCGAAAAAGGCGAGAAAAACGCUAUCACUGCACAUGGAAGAAUUGACCCGUCACAGUCAACAGGAUUCGUGUUCUUGAACUGUUUGAUAAACGGGACCGAGGAGUACAUGAAGUUGUAUAAAGCUAACCCUAAGGUGCAUAUAAACUUCUUGGGGAGACCGUGGAAAGAGUUCUCAAGGACUGUUUUUAUAGGCUGUGAUAUGGAGGCUUUGAUAACUCCUGAUGGUUGGUCACCGUGGGGAGGAGAUUUUGCUCUUCAGACGCUUUAUUAUGGAGAGUCUAAGAACACGGGUUUGGGAUCAGAUAGGUCACAGAGGGUUUCAUGGAGUAGUGAGAUACCAGAAGAGUAUGUUCAUGUGUACUCGGUGUCUAACUUUCUUCAAGCUGAUGAGUGGGCUUUGAUGUCUGGUUGAAUUUAGUUACGACUAAAAAUGGUUAUGGAAAAGCUUUAAUUAGUUGUGAAAUUUUAUAAGACAAAACAAAAAAUAUCCAAACUUUGUAGUCAUGUUGGUUUAUAUCAAUUGAAAGUGCAGCACACAUAACAGAAUUU
Molecule: messenger RNA, 2028 nt
Organism: Eruca vesicaria subsp. sativa (arugula)
Lineage: Eukaryota; Viridiplantae; Streptophyta; Magnoliopsida; Brassicales; Brassicaceae
Source: the annotation of a GenBank genome assembly